AUGACGGUCACAUACGAGCAACCCUCUCGGGGCAUUACGCCUACCUCAAUGGCGACCCUCUCAGAUCGAUUCGAAUUGAUGAAAGAAAUUGGCGAUGGAAGCUUUGGUAGCGUUGCGGUAGCACGUGUACGGACCGCCGGUUCCAACAUUGCUCGACGGGGGACAAUGGUUGCAAUCAAAACAAUGAAGAAGACAUUCGAUUCAUUGGCGCCAUGUCUAGAGCUACGGGAGGUGAUCUUCCUACGCUCUCUCCCCCCUCAUCCUCACCUUGUCCCAGCCCUUGACAUCUUUCUCGACCCGCUCUCUCGCAAGCUACACAUCGCCAUGGAGUACAUGGAUGGCAAUCUGUAUCAAUUGAUGAAGGCGCGGGACCACAAGUUCCUGGACCAGAAGCAUGUCAAGAGCAUCCUCUACCAGAUUCUGUCCGGCCUUGACCACAUCCACGCCCACCACUUCUUCCACCGCGACAUCAAGCCUGAGAACAUCUUGGUGUCCACCUCCGCCCCCAACGACUCCACCUUCAGCCGCUACUCUAAUCUCGUCACUCCUCCUUCUACUCCCCCGACUUACACAGUAAAGAUUGCCGACUUUGGUCUUGCACGUGAAACUCACUCAAAACUACCAUAUACAACAUACGUUUCCACCAGAUGGUACCGUGCCCCAGAGGUUCUCCUGCGUGCAGGCGAAUAUUCUGCGCCCGUUGAUAUGUGGGCCGUUGGUGCUAUGGCCGUCGAGAUUGCUACUCUAAAGCCGCUCUUCCCCGGUGGGAAUGAAGUCGAUCAAGUCUGGCGCGUCUGUGAGAUCAUGGGCAGCCCAGGUAACUGGUACAGCAAGACCGGAUCUAAGCUCGGUGGUGGUGAAUGGAGAGAUGGCUCUCGACUAGCACAGAAGCUGGGUUUCACAUUCCCCAAGAUGGCGCCUCAUGCGAUGGAAAGCAUUUUGCCCGCCCCGCAGUGGCCAGCAGCUCUCAGCAACUUCGUGACUUGGUGUCUUAUGUGGGAUCCGAAGAAUCGACCUACCUCUACGCAGGCGAUGAACCAUGAAUACUUUGCCGAUGCAGUUGACCCCUUGAGGCCAAGAUCUUCUACUGCCCGACUCCUCGGUCGCAAGCAGUCCGAGAAGAGCGUCAAAUCCCCCACCAAGGAAACACACGAUUCGCCCACUCUUUCGACCAAACCAUCAUGGUUUAGAAGGUCAUUGAUUGGGAAAUCCGAGAGUCCUGCUCCUACAUUUGAACCAGAGCAGCCAUCAAAGCCAACCCUAAUUUCGUUCGACACGACCGCAGACUCACAAAAUCUGAAACCCAAACUCUCGACAACAAAACGUGCUACUUGGGCUCAUGGAGCUCCGAUGCCAAUUCUCCCCUCAAUACGCCCUGUGUCGCCGCUGUCUAACGCAGUGACUGCUCAAGCCAACCCCCCCGCUCACGGGGACUCAAAUAGCAAUGGAGCCAAGUCAAGCAAGAAGAUCGGUCGCCAGCUUUCGGUUAACUCCCACGGUAACCACUACGGCGAUCUUCAUCGACAAGAAGCGGAGAGGGCACUCAACGGCCUUGGAAACAACAGCACCAGCACUAUAAGCCAAAAGGAAAGUUUCUUUUCUCAUCUUCGGAAACGUGCACGCAGGCUUUCUGGCCGCAACCAGAACGUUAUGAAUGAUGACAUCGAGGCGAACGCUGGCUGCAUGCCGUGGUCGAACCGCUCAUCACUGGCCUUGGAUGCCACCAAUGUUGGUGAUCCGAAGCAGAACUCCGAUAUGUCAGAGUUAGACAAGGCUCUCCAGAGCGUGAAGUACUCGAUGGACUCUACAGCUAUUGGCAACGUCCCUGUGAACAUCACUUCUCCCGCCGAUUCUACGAAACGGCAAUCAAUGCCACAGGGAUCGGUUCGUUCACUGGGAGACAGUCCGGCUUCAACUAGUGGUAAUGGUGGGCCAAUAUCGAGCCGCACCCGUCGUGCGAUGCAAAUGUCCAACCACCCCGUCCACCGCUAUGAGACGCCUGAAGAAGAGGAUGAGCUCUUGGACGAGGUCCUCCACUCGGCAAGCAGGGCUGCUAGACGUCUUGCACAGUCAGACACGUCGUCAAAUUACAGCCGCCCCUUGGCCAACGAGAACUCCAACCCCUUGCCUAGUCCUUACCCCACUCCUUCACCGUCAGCGAAGUGUGAUGGCGUGUCUUUCGGUAACGUGGACAGUUCGCCGGACAGACGCCUACCACUUUCAGACGGGAAAUCCGAUCCUUCCAGCGCCACCCGUCAGUGGCCUACACCGCCAUACGACGAUGGUGACUGGAUGAACCCAGCCUCGACGAAAUUCCUGACAGGCUCUACUUACAGAUAG
This is a messenger RNA of Aspergillus puulaauensis, 2340 nucleotides long. RefSeq names its product serine/threonine-protein kinase. Gene Ontology annotation, biological process: intracellular signal transduction; protein phosphorylation. The record is from RefSeq and is a predicted model, not a curated record. Bases 1 to 2340 code for a protein of 779 amino acids. The transcript has 3 exons. NCBI's taxonomy places the organism in Eukaryota, Fungi, Ascomycota, Eurotiomycetes, Eurotiales, Aspergillaceae. Gene Ontology annotation, cellular component: nucleus; cytoplasm. Gene Ontology annotation, molecular function: protein serine/threonine kinase activity; ATP binding.